Molecule: messenger RNA, 3235 nt
Organism: Pseudo-nitzschia multistriata
Lineage: Eukaryota; Bacillariophyta; Bacillariophyceae; Bacillariales; Bacillariaceae
Source: the annotation of a GenBank genome assembly
CUUAUCAUUUAUUCGUCUUCAUACCGUAGGACAAAAACGAUCAGAUCCUGAACCCAAACUUUUCAAAUCGAAAGAGAAAAAGGAAUAGUCUCGGAAUCAUGAGCGAAGAACAAAAGGAAUUGGAAUGGCCAAUGAAGAAGGUCCGAUCGACCUUCAUUGAAUUUUUCGAGAAAAAACAUGGUCACACGUUUUGGAAGUCGAGUCCUUGCGUUCCCGUCGACGAUCCCACUUUGCUUUUCACCAAUGCGGGUAUGAAUCAAUACAAGCCUCUGUUUUUGGGAACCUGUGACCCUUCUUUGCCUAUGGCAAAACUGAAGCGUGCCGUGAACUCCCAGAAAUGCAUCAGAGCAGGUGGAAAACACAAUGAUUUGGACGACGUCGGAAAAGAUGUUUAUCAUCACACCUUUUUCGAGAUGCUUGGAAAUUGGUCCUUUGGAGAUUACUUCAAGGAAGAAGCGAUUGCCAUGGCUUGGUCGUGCCUUGUUGACGAGUUCAAACUCGACACAUCUCGUUUGUACGCUACAUACUUUGCUGGAGACGAGAUGACUCCUCCCGAUCACGAAGCACGAGAUAUCUGGUUGAAAUACUUGCCGGCCGAACGUGUCUUGCCUUUUGAUGCCGCAGACAACUUCUGGGAAAUGGGUGCCACCGGACCAUGCGGACCAUGUACGGUACGUUAAUUCGAUUUAUUCCGGAACAACCCUUUCAAAUCAAGUGCAUCGUUGGCAGAAAAACACUUUUUAUUGUUGUUGCAUCCAGAGGUAUCGUGUCAUCUCAUGAUUUCAAAUUCAUUUCUCUUGUACCAAACCAACUCUGCUGAUCUUUAACCUCUCUUCGCGCAACAUGAAAAUGAAUUAAUCAUGCAGGAAAUCCACUAUGAUCGAAUCGGAGGAAGAGAUGCUGCGAAAUUGGUCAAUGCUGAUUUGCCCGACGUUAUUGAAAUCUGGAACAAUGUCUUCAUUCAGUUCAAUCGCGAGGCAGAUGGAAGUUUGCGACCGUUACCUGCUCAACACGUUGAUACCGGUAUGGGUUUCGAACGGUUGACCUCGAUCUUGCAGGGUGUCGACUCCAACUACGACACGGAUAUCUUCAUGCCGCUCUUCGAAGAAAUUCGUCAGUUGACAGGAGCCCCACGUCCGUAUGGAGGAAAGGUCGGACCCGAAGAAGACGAUGGGUUUGUGGAUAUGGCCUACCGUGUCAUCGCUGAUCACGUGCGAACCUUGAGCUUCGCCAUUGCCGAUGGAGCCGUCCCUUCCAACGAAGGACGAGGUUACGUCUUGAGACGAGUCCUGAGACGUGCCGUACGAUACGGGCGACAGAAUCUUGGUGCGGAGCUUGGAUUUUUCAGCAAGCUCGUUCCAAAACUCGUGGAAAUCAUGGCAGACACUUUCCCCGAGAUCAAAGAGAAGCAAGACUUUAUCAUAUCUAUUGUCAAAGACGAAGAGGAAUCCUUCUCGCGCACGCUCGACAAGGGAUUGCAGAAAUUCAAGGAUCUCGCUGCAGCUGCCAAGGCAGAACAAGGCGAGAAGGCCGUCUUCAGCGGCAAGGAUGCCCAUUAUCUUUACACAACCAUGGGAUUCCCUGUUGAUUUGACCGAGCUCAUGGCAGAAGAACUUGCCAUGACCGUCGACAUGGAAGGUUUCGAACAAAAGAUGAAGGAAGAGCAAGAGAUCAGUCAGGCAGCUCACUUGGCAAAGAUGGCCGGUGGGUCUGGCAAAGAUAUGCGAAUGGUCGCUGAGCAAACUUCCCAUCUUGUGAAUACCCUCAAGGUUCCCGCAACUGACGACUCUGCCAAGUACGUAACAGAUGCUGUUUUGGAAGGAUCUGCCGUCAAAGCUUUGUUCAUUGGUCGAGGAGAAACCGAAGACAUGAUCGGAUUUGUUGAUUCCGUAACAAGCGAAUCGUCAACUGUUGGUGUCAUUUUGGAUAAGACGAGCUUUUACGCCGAGCAGGGUGGACAAAUCUUUGACGUAGGCUCCAUCAUUAGUGCCGGUGGCGCUACCUUCAAGGUUGCCAACGUUCAACUGUACGGAUCCUUUGUUUUGCACCUUGGAGAAAUCGUCGAGGGAACCCUUUCGGUGGGAGAUUCCGUUUCGUGCUCUGUCGACUAUGUUCGUCGCCGACCCAUCGCAUCAAACCAUACCAUGACACACGUUCUCAACUAUGCUCUCAGAGAAGUUUUGGUAAGCCGACCCACCGCUGCCGGAAAGGCACCAAGCGGUGUCAACGUCGAUCAAAAGGGAUCAUUGGUCGACGAAUUCAAAUCACGAUUUGACUUUUCGUGGAACGCUCAACUGACACCCAAGGAAUUAGCAGAUGUAGAAGCAAUCUGCCGCGAGCGAAUCGAAACCGAGGUUCCUGUCGAUGCCUACGUUGCCCCCUUGGCCGAUGCCGAGAAGAUUGGUGCUCUCCGUGCCGUGUUUGGAGAGAAAUACCCCGAUCCUGUCCGAGUUGUUGCCGUAACACCUAGCCCCAUUACCGAUAUCUUGGCGAACCCCCAAGACGCCACAUGGAACCAGUACAGUGUUGAAUUUUGCGGAGGUACGCAUCUCACAAAUACGAAGGAAGCAGAAGCAUUUUGUUUGCUCAACGAGGAAGGUAUCGCCAAGGGAAUUCGUCGAAUCACUUUCGUCACGUGCAACGACGCUAAGGCUGCCAUCGCGGCCGCCGAUGAAUUCGAGAAGAAACUUGAUGCCGCCUCGAAGUUGGAGGGAGGAGACGAGUUGGAGGCAUUGGUGAAGUCACUGACUCUAGAAUGCGACUCCUUGGUGAUUUCGACAGUCAAGAAGACGGCCUUCCGCGAAACCAUUGCAGGAUUCUUGAAGAAGGUCAUGACAUGGAAGAAAAAGCGAAUGGCCGGCAUGAAGGAUGAAAUUGCUACCAAGGCUAUCGAAGCCGGCGAGGCAACGGAAGGAAACAAGGUUGUCUUCCGAUUCGACUUUGGCUGCGACGCCAAGCUCGGAAAGAAUGUCGCCACCGCUUUCACAAAGAAAAUCAAGGACAAGGCCAUCAUGAUCAUCUCGGCCGACAGCGAUGCCAAUCGUUUCCUUGUUUUGGCCAUGGCACCCAAGGGACUCGAUGUGGAUUGCAAGGCUUGGUGCAUGGGAGUCACGGAAGGAACAAACGGCAAGGGAGGAGGCAAAAAGGAUAGCGCCCAGUUCACCGUGCCCGACGUUAGCCUGGUGGACAGUGUUAUGGAAAAAGCAAAGCAAUAAGCUAGGAAGCUAAAGACCUU